AAGUAUAACGCGUAAUUUGACUGGGAAAUUGAGAAUGAGUUUGGGUGGAUGAAUGAAAGCGGAAGGUAUAAUGAGAGUCCACCAACCUUCACCUUUCAGCGUGUUGUUGAUUAGUUAGUUAACUACAUAACACAUAUCUUCUUCUUAUUCUUAUUCUUCUUCCCGCGUAAAACCCAAUUCUGCUAGUAUUGUUUUCCAUGACGACGUCGUUUUUGAACGGCGAAAGAGUCGUCGUUCUCUUUUUCAUCUCUACCAUCCUCUACUCCCUCCCUUUCUCUCUCCUCUCCCAUGCCCUCUCCCUCUCUCUCCUCGCCCUCGCCUCCUUCUUCCUCGAAAUCUCCGUCGAAUCUUCCAUUUCACCCUUCCUUCUCCGCACCAGACCCGGUGCUUCCUCCGGUAUUCUACUCGGCGCCGUCACUCUCCCUUCUCUCAUUCUCUCCAAAUUGAUUCAGUCUUCACGUGGACUCUCCCUCGGUCAACUUCAACCUCAAGAGAUUGAAUAUCUGACAUUGCAAUACUGGGCAACAACUGCCAGCGUCUUCACUGUGCUUCUAUUCCUUGCAUUCACUCUACGGCAUUCUCAUUGGGCUCUAAGGUUUACCUUCUCAUUCAUUUUCUUUCAAGCUCUUCUCUGUAUUGCAGCACUUGUCACUACAUCUCAAAUUGGCUUACACCCUGCACUGAAGCUAUUAUGGGUGUUUUUUCAUGGAUUGGCAUCCGUCAAGCUGAUUCAGCAUUUUAUGAGAACUUUUCCGUCUUGUGCUUCCAUCGGGGAAGCAUUUUUGGUGGCUGCUGGUAUCGUUCUCUAUUUUGGUGAUAUGUUGUUGCUUACUUUAAAAAAGCUAUGUGGACUAUUGGUGUCAUCAGAGUUGGCUACUGCAGAUGAUAUUAAACGAAGUGAGAUAAACAUUAUAAUUCAGGGGCUUGUGCUUGGUCUUCUGCUAUAUCCGAUAGCUUUGAAGUAUAUUCUCCAAAUAUGGGAGUGGUCUAUAAGUACAUCUUAUUCUGAACAAAGGAAAUACUAUGAGAUUGGGAGAUCCCUUAUAUUUUUUGCUUCCCUUGGAUUUGUCCUCAUUGUGAUUGUACCAUUAUGGAUGCAGUUCGUACAAGAGUUUCACAUGCAUCCCUUUUUAUGGGUGCUUUCCUUUGUUUUCUCAGAGCCGUCCAAAAGACUGUCAUUAUGUAUCUAUUGGCUGUGUAUAAUUUGUGUUUCUGUUUUGCGAUUCUAUAACAUAUCUAAGAACAGUAAGAUUGAGAGGAUUCUUUUGCGGAAAUACUACCAUCUGAUAGCUGUUUUGAUGUUUUCACCUGCCCUUAUCUUCCAGCCAAAGUUUCUCGAUCUAGCUUUUGGUGCAGCUUUGGCAGUUUUCUUAAUAUUAGAAAUUAUUCGAGUAUGGAGAAUCUGGCCCUUGGGACAACCAAUAAAUCAAUUUAUGAAUGCAUUCACCGACCAUCGUGACUCUGAUUUUCUCAUUGUCAGUCAUUUCUCACUCUUGCUUGGAUGUGCUCUCCCUAUUUGGAUGUCUUCUGGUUACAAUGAUCGACCUCUUGCCCCUUUUGCGGGAAUUUUGAGCCUAGGAAUUGGAGAUACAAUGGCAUCAAUGGUUGGGCACAAGUAUGGUGUCUUAAGGUGGAGUAAAACUGGCAAGAAAACCGUCGAAGGUACUGCAGCUGGUAUAACGUCUGUACUUGCUGCUUGCUCUUUACUCCUUCCACUCUUAGCAUCAACCGGAUACAUUUUCACUCAGCAUUGGUUCACUCUUCUUCUAGCUGUGACUGUAAGUGGUUUGUUGGAGGCCUACACGGCUCAACUUGACAACGCAUUUAUUCCACUUUUUUUCUAUAGUCUUCUCUGUUUGUAGGCUUAGCUCUCACGAGAGCAAGUUGCCUUGAAGAGCAAUGCUGGGUUUCUGCAAAAAUGCUUUCCUGGUUGGCCAGUGUUUUGACAGAAGAUAUCAGCUAAUCAUUAACCAUUACAACGAUACAUGACACUUAUUAGGUUUAGUGUACAUAGUUAGGAUUGUAGUUUUACACAGAAAUGAUAGGUAUCCAAGUGUUGUGAUGUUUUCAUUUAGAUUGUUGAUAUUCAACAAAUAGCAUACAGUAUGCAGGAGUGACAAUUUUCCAUUUGUAUGAAACCAUGUGUCAGGCCAUGAGAGAGGAGAGCUGUUUAACACUGGUGCACUUGUUCUAAAGGAAUUUUCAAUGUCUUCAAUUUUCACACGUAUAGUACUUUUAAUUUCUCAAGGUCUUGUUGUAUAUCAGCUAGAUAGAUCCAAAAGUUUCAAGUUAUGUGAGAAAUAUUCAUAAAUAGUGCAUUUGUUCUAAAGGAAUUUUAAUGUCUUCAAUUUUCACA
Cicer arietinum (chickpea) is the source of this 2356-nucleotide messenger RNA. RefSeq names its product dolichol kinase EVAN. Gene Ontology annotation, molecular function: dolichol kinase activity. Lineage: Eukaryota; Viridiplantae; Streptophyta; Magnoliopsida; Fabales; Fabaceae. The record is from RefSeq and is a predicted model, not a curated record. Gene Ontology annotation, biological process: dolichyl monophosphate biosynthetic process. Gene Ontology annotation, cellular component: endoplasmic reticulum membrane.